Penicillium canariense is the source of this 1227-nucleotide messenger RNA. RefSeq names its product putative translation factor pelota. Gene Ontology annotation, biological process: nonfunctional rRNA decay; ribosome disassembly; nuclear-transcribed mRNA catabolic process, no-go decay. The coding region runs from base 1 to 1227 and encodes 408 amino acids. The transcript is spliced from 3 exons. The record is from RefSeq and is a predicted model, not a curated record. Lineage: Eukaryota; Fungi; Ascomycota; Eurotiomycetes; Eurotiales; Aspergillaceae. Gene Ontology annotation, cellular component: cytoplasm.
AUGCGCCUGAUCAAGAACAAGAUCGAGCACGAUGGCUCGGGGACGGUCACUCUGUGUCCCGAAGAGCCUGAAGAUAUGUGGCACGCAUACAACCUCAUCCGUCCAGGUGAUCUUCUCCGCGCGAGCGCAAUCCGGCGCGUAACAACAGUCCAAGACACAGGAUCGACAUCAUCCGCCAGGGUGCAUCUGUCCCUCGAAAUCAAAGUGAAAAGCCUCGACUUCGACCCGCACAGCUCGCAGCUGCACGUAUCCGGGCAGAUCAUGAACGAGACCGCGCACACGAAAGUGGGGCAAUUUCACACGCUUGAUCUCGAGUUGAACCGCAAUUUUACACUGGAGAAGAAGGUUGGUGCUGACGGGGAGGGCGUGGGGUGGGAUAGUAUCGCGGUGGAAAUGCUGAAGGAUGCGGUUGAUGAGGGCGGGAAACGGCGCGCGGAGGCAGUGGCGGUUGUGAUGCAGGAGGGACUGGCGCAUAUCUGCUUUAUUGGGCAAUUCCAGACGAUAAUGAAACAAAAGGUUGAGAUGUCGGUGCCGAGGAAGAGGCAGGGUGGUGGAGAUCAUGAUAAGGGGAUGAGCAAGUUCUUCCGCGUGACGUUGGAAACCCUUCUGCGUCAGAUGGACUUUAACACCAGCAUUACGUCUGGCUCUAAUAACGAAGCCGUGCGGCCUGUUCUACUCGCCUCGCCUGGGUUCGUUGCCGCAGGGUUCCACAAGUACAUUCAGUCGGAGGCAUCAACGACAACACCUGGUCUGAAGCGAUUGCUUCCCAGCAUUGUCGUCGUGCACUCUGCCUCGGGGUAUCUCAAUUCAUUAUCUGAGGUCCUCCAAUCACCCGCAGUGAAGACUCUCCUUGCGGAUACCAAGUACGCCCGCGAGACCAGAUUGAUGGACGACUUCCUGGAUCAGCUGCGCAAAGAAACGAACAAGGCAACAUACGGUCCUCGCGAGGUGGAAUCCGCUGUCGACCAAGGAGCUGUCGGCCGCGGUGGGGGUGUGUUGAUCAUGUCGAACCGGCUGUUCCGGUCGCAAGAUGUCGCUGAGCGUAAACGGUGGGUCGCUCUGGUAGACCGUGUUCGGGAUGUCGAGGGUGGCGAGGUACGUGUUCUUAGCUCUGACCAUGAAAGUGGAAAGCGUCUUGAGGGGCUUGGAGGCAUCGCGGCCCUUUUGACAUUCCCUGUUGUUGAGGAGGAGCUGCAUUCGGAGGAUGAGGCCGCCGAUGCUGACUGA